GCUGCUCGUGGCGGCAGGGGAGGCGAGGGAGGAGGAGGCCGCGGUGGGGGCGUCGGCAUUCCGCAGCCGGGCUACGGACCCCAACAUGGAGGUCAAGUUCGACUUCUCGCCGUUCCUGAUCCAGUACAAGAGCGGCCGCGUGCAGCGGUUCAUGGGCACGGCGUUCGUGCCGCCGUCCCUGGACUCGUGCACGGGCGUCGCAUCCAAGGACGUGGUCGUGGACGAGGGCAUCGGGCUCCGGGCGCGGAUCUACCGGCCGAGCCGCCGCGCCGUCGUCGGCGGGGGCGGCGGCAGGCUCCCCGUGCUCGUCUACUUCCAUGGCGGCGCGUUCGUGGUCGAGUCGGCGUUCGACCCUGUGUACCACGGCUACCUCAACGCGCUGACGGCGAGGGAGGGCGUCGUCGCGGUGUCGGUGAACUACCGCCUCGCGCCGAAGCACCCGCUCCCCGCGGCGUACGAUGACGCCUGGGCGGCGCUGUCGUGGGUGCUCGAGAACGCGCGUCCCGGCGCCGGCGGCGGGGAGCCCCGUGGCGCUCGAGGUAGGGCCGCGGCCGCGGCUGGAAGGGCGCGCUGCCGCCGACGCGGCCGAGGGUGCGGCGGCUUGGGCAUGGGUGCGGCGGAGGACGCGGCGGGGCCCGCGGCGGAGGACGCAGCGCGCGACGGCGCCGGAGCAGGGGUGCGGCGGAGGGUGCGGCCGGUGGCAGAGGACGCGGCGCGCGUGGUGGCCCGCUUGACGGCGGCCGCGGCAGGGGCCUGA
Molecule: messenger RNA, 757 nt
Organism: Panicum virgatum (switchgrass)
Lineage: Eukaryota; Viridiplantae; Streptophyta; Magnoliopsida; Poales; Poaceae
Product: tuliposide A-converting enzyme 2, chloroplastic-like
Exons: 1
Coding region: 86-757 (223 amino acids)
Molecular function (GO): hydrolase activity
Source: RefSeq, a predicted model, not a curated record